GCCCCUGCUCCUCCCCCGCACCAGAGGCCCUCUGCGGGUCACACAGAAACAUUAUGGCGCCUGGAGGAGCGUCGGCUCCGGGACCUGUCGCAGUGUAAAGGACCGGUGUUGACCCGGCAGGAUGAACCUCUGCGCCCAGUACCUGCGCCAGGCAGAGGCCCUGAAGGCUGACAUGACAGACUCGACGCUGGGGGCUGCAGAGGUGUGGACGUCCCGGCAGGCGCUGCAGGACCUGUACCAGAAGAUGCUGGUGACGGACCUGGAGUACGCGCUGGACAAGAAGGUGGAGCAGGACCUGUGGAACCACGCCUUCAAGAACCAGAUCACCACGCUGCAGAGCCAGGCCAAGAACCGGGCCAACCCCAACCGCAGCGAGGUCCAGGCCAACCUGUCGCUGUUCCUGGAGGCGGCCAGCGGCUUCUACACCCAGCUGCUGCAGGAGCUGUGCACCGUGUUCAACGUGGACCUGCCGUGCCGGGUCCGCUCGGCCCAGCUCGGGAUCAUCAGCAACAAGCAGAGCGGCGCCGGCGCCAUCGUCACGCCCCAGCCCAGCUCCUGCUCCUACAUCUGCCAGCACUGCCUGGUCCACCUGGGAGACAUCGCUCGUUACCGGAACCAGACCAGCCAGGCAGAGUCCUACUACAGACACGCAGCUCAGCUGGUACCGUCCAACGGUCAGCCCUACAACCAGCUGGCCAUCCUGGCCUCCUCCAAAGGAGACCACCUCACCACCAUCUUCUACUACUGCCGCAGCAUCGCCGUCAAGUUCCCCUUCCCUGCAGCCUCCACCAACCUGCAGAAGGCUCUGUCCAAGGCUCUGGAAAGCCGGGACGAGGCGAGGACCAAGUGGAGCGUGUCCGACUUCAUCAAGGCCUUCAUCAAGUUUCACGGCCACGUCUACCUGAGCAGGAGUCCCGACAAGCUGGACUCCCUGAGGGAGAAGCUGGAGGAGCAGUUCCAGAGGCUGAUCCUGCAGGAGGCCUUCAGCUCCCAGCAGCUCGUCCACAUCACCGUCAUCAACCUGUUCGAGCUGCAUCACCUCAGAGACCUGACGGCCGACGGCGGCGAGCCCAGCGGCGCCGGCGCCGCCGAGCAGCAGCUGGGCUGGUUCCAGCUGCUCGGACUCUUCGUGUCCUUCCUGGGGGUGAUGUGCAGCCGGGUUCUGCUGAACAAGAACCGGGGCGAGGAGCUGAUGGGGGAGUGUCCUCUGCCAGCCAUCAAGCUGUCCCUGGACUGGCUGCGGCUGAGGGCCAGCAUCUUCCAGGAGGCCGCCGUGGAGAACAGGAAGUACGUCUGGCCCUGGCUGGUGUCCAUCCUCAACAGCUUCCAGCCCAGAGAGGAAGACCUGUCCCCCCCCUCAGGGAUGCCGCUGCCGGAGGAGUUUGAGCUCCAGGGCUUCCUGGCUCUGCGCCCCGCUCUCAGGUGUCUGGACUUCACCAAAGGCCACCAGGGCAUCCUGCUGGACCGGGACGGGCUGCCGGUGCACGCCCGCCACCAGCGCCUCGUCGCUCUGGGCAAAUGGGUGGCGGACAACCAGCCGGGGCUGAUCCGGUGCCAGGUGAACGAGGACGGCUUCCUCCUCUUCCUCACCGACAUUCCAGAGGAGGCCAUCGAGGAGCCGGAGGAGCGGGAGGCGCCGGUGCUGCAGGAGUCGUCAAACGGCGAGCAGACGCUGAACGACGGCGGCAACCCGGGCCUGAAGUCGGUGCUGUCGGCCGGCAAGACCCAGAGCUCGUGGUCGGACGGCGGCGAGCGGCCCGUGGUCACCUUCAAGGAGAACAUCAAACCCCGGGAGCAGAGCCAGGAGCCGGCGCGCAGCCACCCGCUGAAGGAGCUGGGCAAGGAGCGCCGGGACUUCCCCAAAGGCAACGGCACCGCCGCCGGGAAAGGAGAGCCCAAGAGGGACGGCAAGAGGAAGAGCGAGGUGAAGAAGGUCGGCCAUGAGAAAACCGCUGAGGCAGGCAAACAGGUGAAGGCCCAGACCGAGCUGAGGAAGACUCCGGUCUCUGAGGUGAAGAAGACGCCGGUCACGCAGACCCAGACCACCUGCUCGUCCCAGUUCAUCCCCAUCCAUCAUCCCGGAGCGUUCCCGCCGCUGCCCAGCAGACCCGGGUUCCCCCCCUCCGCCUACGUCAUCCCUCCCCCCGUGGCCUUCCCGGGUCUGCAGGUGAACCCGGGCUUCACCUUCUCCCCCGGAGUCGCUCCGUUCCUGCAGUCUGCCGUCCACGGCCAGGCGGGCGGCCAGGCCGGAAAGCAGUCCCACAUUCCCUACAGCCAGCAGAGACCCUCUGGGCCGGGGGCGUCAGGCCCGGGGCCCCUGAACCAGGUCCCCUCCCAGCCUCAGCAGCAGCAGCCUUCCCCCCAGCAGGCCCUGCAGCAGUCGGUCCAGCUGCAGGUCCAGGCCCUGGGGCAGCAGCAGCAGCAGUCCCCCACCAAGCCGGGGCAGCAGGUCGGGAUGGGCAAGAGCCCACCCCACCACCCAGGUCUGCAGCAGUACAUGCAGGAGCAGCCAGCGGCCGUGUGGAACCAGUCCCAGGCGGCCCUGCAGAAGAUGUCCCCCCUGCAGAUGUCCAUGAAGCAGCAGCAGCAGCCGGCCUUCUUCCUGGGGGCCCAGGACCCUCUGAAGCUGUACGAGCAGCAGCUGCAGCCGCCGGGCCCUCAGAUGUCCAGCAUGGACAAGAAGAUGAAGUUUCCUGACGUGAAGAGGCAGGACUUCUACUGGGAGCCCUCGUACCGCAUGGACAGGAUGGGGGAGGGGCUGGCCAUGAUGGCGGAGAGGAUGAAGAGGCCCCCGCCUGCCGGCAUGUGUGCAGAGCAGGACGUCCCAGCGGGGCCCCGAGGAGCCACAUACGAGGACAAGAGCUUCCUUCCUCCUGACCUCUUAAAAACUCUAGCAGAUCUAGAGGAGGACGAGGAGCUCGUCUUUGCUAAGCCUCCUGAUUUCUUCCAGGCCCUGGCCGGCCCCCUUAGCACUGCUCCAGGACCAAAUAUCUUUCUGCCCAACCAGAGCAGGAUGGAGAGCAGCCAGGAGGUCGUCAGCCAAUCAUCUUCCCUGCUGCCCAUCACCGGCUUCCCCAUGCAGGAGUUCAACCACAGCAGCAUCUUCAGCCAGGCGUACGGUAAAAACCUGCCCCCCAGCUCCAAGCCGGACGCUCCCAUGAUGCAACAGGAGCCCUCGCUGUACUCGCUGUUUGAGGGCAACCCCUGGUCCCCCUCCCUCCCCGCCAGCUCAGACCACUCCACCCCGGCCAGCCAGUCCCCCCACUCCUCCAACCCCAGCAGCCUGCCCUCCUCCCCCCCCACCCACAACCACGGAGCCGUGCCCUUCUCCAACUUCGGGCCCAUAGGAACUCCGGACAGCCGGGACCGGCGGGCCGUGGACCGCUGGAAGGCUGAGAAGCCAGGAAGCGGGUUUGGGCUGGACUACCUGCCGGCUGCUGCCUCCUCCGUGGCGCCGGAGUCCGGCUGGCACCAGGGCGGCCCCGCCGGCGGCUCCUGGACCAAUCAGGAGUCUCCGAUGGAGGAGUCGUCGUCCACCGUGCUGCUCGACAGCCUGAAGUCCAUCUGGUCCAGCUCCAUGAUGCAGCCGGGCCCGUCGGCGCUGGAGCAGCUCCUCCUGCAGCAGAAGCAGAAGCAGCAGCGGGGGCACGGCGCCAUGAACCCGCCUCACUGAAGGCGGCGCCGGGCGGCGCUUUGUGUCCUACCAACCACCAGGAGGAAGGCAGGGAUCGGAUUAACCAGACGGUGGCGGCCGGGGAGGCCACGCUACCCCCCGACGAGGCUCCAUCACCACCCACACCCCCCUCGGCUGUUCCGGGAGCGGCGACCCCCUCCUGGAUCGGAGGGCGCGGGAUCUCUUGACCCGGCGGCGCCACGCUGCCGCCGGGUUCCCUUCAACUUUACGGACCCCCAGCACCCCCUCAGACAGCUCAUCUAGAGAUUUAGUGACAGCGUCUGCUGGGUUCUGAGGCAGACUGGACCGGGCCAGGCCCGUGUGCUGCCCUGGUUUAAGGGGGCAGGUGCUGGGAUGAACACCGGACCGGACUUUCUGAUCUCUCCUUUCAUUUUCACUGCAGGAGGAGGAGGAGGAGGAGGAGGAAGGCUCUUUAAUAUCUACUGAUUCUGUAUGGGCUAGUUGGACCACCGGGUUCUGGACGGACGUCUCCCGGGUGACGGUGGGUUCUGGGAGGACGUGGUGGGAGGGGCUGAGGGCGACCCGGUUCUGUUAGCGUUCAGAGAAACGUGUAUUUAGUGAUUUGUUUGUAGCAGUUCUAGCUUCUGCCCCGGGCGGCGCCGAUCCGUCUCCCAGUGCUUCCUGUAGCCCUGCUUGCUCUCUGACCCGCCUUCACGCUGGUUCUGUUCCGGUUCUGCUCGUUUUAGUCGCAGCUGCUGUGGUUCUGCUCGCUGCUUUAGCGCCUCAGACGGGCGGGCUCAGGUAGCCGGGUCGGUCCAGAUGAUCGGAAAGCUUCUCAUCCAGCAUCUAACCCAACAGAACCCAACAGAACCGAGCUUCAGACUGGACCCACAUCAUGGCUGCAACUCUUUGUGUUUGAGCAGAGAAACCCUGCAUGAUCAGAAUCACUGACCAGAACCGGUUUGGACCCAUGGUUGGAACAGCCGGGACCACCAGGAAGUUCUGGUGCCGCUGAAUUUAACGUUCAAUCAGAAACCAGGUGAAGGACGAGACGGGUCUGACCCAGAUCCGGCGCCAGAGGUGGGUUCUGCAUCCUGACUGGGUUUGCUGUUUUAUUUCAACCCAACUGGGUCAGAACCGCGACGUUAAUCACAUUCUCAGCGUCUCUGCCUGUUCUGGAGGAAACAGGAACCUCCAGUAGCAGAACACAGAGGUUCUGGUUCUGGGAGCAGUUCUGGGUAGACCGGACCUGUGCGUUCAUUAUUUCGCUGUUAGCGGUUCUUGUAAAUAUUCAGCAGUGAAAGAAAAAAGUGCCGUUUUCGUCUCGUGGCUUUUUGUUUAAACGCAACGAUCAGAUGGUUCUGAAGGUCCGUUUAAGGCUCAGCGGAUUAAUUAUCGGUGGUUUCAGACAUAACCUGCUUAUAUAAAUCUGUUUGUUCUAAUUAAACGGAUUAUUUCUUUCUAAAACAUUUAAACAGAAGCAGAAAACGGUUCCAGCUUCGCUUAAAAAACUGAAUAAAUUUUUUUUUCUGCUCGCUUCGUUUUAAAGAAAAACGGCUAAAAUCAGCUGAGAUCUUGUUUUAGUUUUUAACCUUAAGAUUCCUGAACGUUUAAACGUUGGAGGCGUGGCCUGGAGUUUCUCAGCCAAUCAGAGCGGAGCGGCUGCCCUCUGGCCAAUCAGGAGCCUCCCCUGCGGGCUUUAGCAGCCUGCGGCCCGGUACCGGUCCGGUUCAGAGGAAGAAAAGUUUAAUUUCCCCUCCAGGUGUUUUCUGUGCUUCUCGUGUUGCAUUUAGGAACCGGUUCUGAAGAGGAGUCCAACCGGACCUGAGGACCGAUGCGGUCCGCAGCCUCGAGGAGAGAAACGUCUGUGUUCAUGUGGCCGACGAGGUCCGGAGCCGGUUCUGGUUCUGAGUCAACUUUGAUCUGUUGAAGAACUCUGAGGAGUUCUGUGGGUUGGAACAUCAGACCGGUGUUCUGGUUCUGGUUCCGGUCUGAGCUUUGACUUCUUGUGUUUGUCUCUGUAGACAUUUGGUGAAAUUAGCCUUUAAAUAAAUGUAAGCUAUGUUCUCCCUGGA
This is a messenger RNA of Fundulus heteroclitus (mummichog), 5709 nucleotides long. Its product is annotated as protein SMG7-like. Gene Ontology annotation, molecular function: protein binding; telomerase RNA binding; telomeric repeat DNA binding. The record is from RefSeq and is a predicted model, not a curated record. The transcript has 23 exons. Gene Ontology annotation, biological process: nuclear-transcribed mRNA catabolic process, nonsense-mediated decay. Lineage: Eukaryota; Metazoa; Chordata; Actinopteri; Cyprinodontiformes; Fundulidae. Gene Ontology annotation, cellular component: telomerase holoenzyme complex. The coding region runs from base 122 to 3673 and encodes 1183 amino acids.